Danio aesculapii is the source of this 2596-nucleotide messenger RNA. It is a transcript of the gene fibcd1b, whose product is annotated as fibrinogen C domain containing 1b. NCBI's taxonomy places the organism in Eukaryota, Metazoa, Chordata, Actinopteri, Cypriniformes, Danionidae. The record is from RefSeq and is a predicted model, not a curated record.
AUGGCAUUGGGGAACAUUAUGGUACAACGUCCUGUGCCUGCAGGGAAAAUCAUAACCGAACCAUAUCGUGAGACCAGAAGGAUGAGUUGUAGUUAUCUGCUGUGUACCAUCCUGCUCUUCGUGGCCGUUCUGCUCGCAGUCACAGUGACAGGAACCAUUCUUCUUAUGAACCACUACCAGGCUCCCCCCAUGUCGGACGGCCCGCCCCAUAUUAGCACCAAUCAGGACGAAGCCAAUGCACUGGUGACAGUCGAGAGGGGUGAUGGAUCACGCAUCAAUAUCUUCAUCGACCCCAACUGUCCUGAUUAUAACAGUAACUUCCUGCGGCUGGAAGGCGUGCAGACAUCUUUGCUGCACUCCUCACUUGACCACGAUACGGAUCUCAAGUCUGUCAAAGGUCAGGAUCGAGCGCUAUUGGUCAACUUGGCAGAGGAAGUUGCUAAGCUGUCUGCUCAUGCGGGUCAGCUGAAGAUGGACUAUGAAUCUCUCAGAAGAGGACAAAGCAACCUGGGACAGGACCUGAAUACACUGCAGACCGAACAAAGCAGACUUAUACAGCUGCUAUCCGAGAGCCAUUACAUGGUGAAGGUUGUACAACUCUGGAGUGAUGCGCUGAACGCCAUGCAGAAGGAAACAGGAGGCUUGAAGGCCAGGGUGAAGGCUGACCUGCAGAGGGCGCCAUCCAGAGGAGUGCGCCUUAAAGGCUGUGCUAAUGGCUCUCGUCCGCGGGACUGCAGUGAUAUAAUGCUAGUGGGUCAGAGGGAAGAUGGCAUCUACUCUGUUUUUCCCACUCAUUACCCUGCCGGCUUUUCAGGUCUACUGGUGAAUAUGAGCACAGAUGGAGGGGGGCAAACAGUGAUUCAGCGGAGGGAAGAUGGGUCUGUGAACUUCUUCAGGGAGUGGGACUCGUAUAGGGAAGGAUUUGGCAAAAUCACUGGAGAAUACUGGCUUGGGUUAAAACAGAUCCAUGCUCUCUCUAUCCAAGGAAACUAUGAACUGCGCAUUGACCUGGAAGACUUUGAGAACAGCACAGCUUUUGCACAGUAUGGUGUGUUUGGAGUUGGGCUGUUCUCUGUUGAUCCUGAGGAUGACGGUUACCCCCUAACCAUUGCUGAUUAUACCGGCACUGCAGGCGAUUCGUUACUAAAGCAUAACGGAAUGAAGUUCACAACAAAAGACAGAGACAACGAUCAUUCAGAGAAUAACUGUGCUUCUUUCUACCAUGGUGCUUGGUGGUACCGCAACUGCCACACCUCCAACCUGAACGGGCAAUACCUGCGCGGGCAGCACACCUCUUAUGCCGACGGCAUCGAGUGGUCGUCCUGGACCGGCUGGCAGUACUCACUAAAAUUCACAGAAAUGAAGAUUCGACCAACACGCGAUGAGAGAGAGACCAAGUAAAUGUGUCGGAAUUAAUAUUUAAUUUUCAAGGCAGUGAAAAAAGUACAAAUAAUUGUUUUAAAGACUUCUAUAUGGGACUUACAAUGUGAAAAACAACAUGAACAUUUGUUGUUGCUGAUCUGAAAGAGAGUUUUCUGUUGUCCUGUUUAUUAAUUUGGCAGAAAAGUCACACUAUCGUGUGGCCUUUCUGUAACUUCUGCCCUCCAUAUGACAAUCUCUUCAUCAUCAGGCCUUGACGUCUCUUUACUCCCCAACUGUGGGAUCUCAACUACAGUGAGUCACACUUCGGUUCUGAUGGAAAUGACACUGAGUCCAGCGUACUCAGCCACUGGUUAGGGAAUUCAUUAUGAGGAGACCAUGUACGACAGUGAAAUAUUGGAAUGGUUCCUUCUGUCAGCAUUCUCCCUCAUAUUACACAAUUAAUACUUUGAACACACAAGCCAAGGCCAAAUCUCCACUUAGUUUUCAUGUUUCAAGAAGAAAGCUGGAAUAAAAGGAGAAAGUGUGUAAAAUGGGGAGGGGAAUGAAAGCGAGAGGCAGUCUGGGAGGAGAUCAGUGCAAAGGUUUCUGUGGGAGUUUGUCUCUCAUCUGUCUGACAGGCCAUUAGUGAGCAUAUUGGCCACUUUGUUUGAUCGCCAUUGCCAAGUGAUCAUCAGCCAGACUCUUCAUCUCGCACAAACGCAGAUGGAGGCUGUUUAUGUGUGUGUGUGUGAGUGAGUGAGAUGAAAGGGAAAUGUGGUAUUGUCUCGUCUUUUUCCCGAGUGUGCAAUUCUGACUCAGCACAAGUUUUAGUGUGUUUUGGGGAAUCUCUUUUUCAGCCCGUCUAGUGUGUUUACUUAGCACUCAUAUACAUGUCAUUGUUCACGCAUGCCUUCAGACCCUGUGUCGUAAUGCUAAUUUAAAUGAGCCGUCCUGCCCUGUUUUAUGUGCGAACGCUAACAUGUAUAUCAGCACAUUCACUGCCGUCGCUCUCUCUCUCUCUCUAGUUCACUCUCCAAAGGUCAGACAUCUAGAAUGAGAAUUCCGCUCUUCUUCCCCCUUAUGUUCAAGCAUCUCCCUUCAUCUCUUGCCCUUUCUUUUUUCCCCUCCUGGUCUUCUUCUCAUUUGUUCUCACCUCUCACUCCUUUGGUUUGUUUUCUUUGCUCUCCUGAGGAAGUGGAAAAGGUCAACGUGUCAUUUAGUACAAUUACGGCAG